Erpetoichthys calabaricus (reedfish) is the source of this 5538-nucleotide messenger RNA. It is a transcript of the gene epha7, whose product is annotated as eph receptor A7. The transcript has 17 exons. The record is from RefSeq and is a predicted model, not a curated record. Gene Ontology annotation, molecular function: transmembrane-ephrin receptor activity; ATP binding; protein binding. The coding region runs from base 89 to 3067 and encodes 992 amino acids. Gene Ontology annotation, cellular component: plasma membrane; neuron projection. NCBI's taxonomy places the organism in Eukaryota, Metazoa, Chordata, Cladistia, Polypteriformes, Polypteridae. Gene Ontology annotation, biological process: cell surface receptor protein tyrosine kinase signaling pathway; protein phosphorylation; axon guidance.
GUAGCCUUCAGAGCUGGUCUUACACAGUAAAUGGGAGCGAAUCUUUGUUAGGAAAGAGCACACUGGAUAGCAAACUUCAAAUCACAAUAUGGUUCCCGUACUAAAGCGCUCUCUGUGGAUUAUACUUGGCUUACACUUGUUAAAUUACAUCUGUAUUGGAAUUGCACAAAAUGCAAAGGAAGUUAUUUUGCUAGAUUCAAAAGCACAGCAGACAGAGCUGGAGUGGAUCUCUUUUCCAUCGAGCGGGUGGGAAGAAAUUAGUGGACUAGAUGAGAACUACACACCCAUCCGGACAUAUCAAGUGUGCCAGGUUAUGGAACCCAACCAGAACAACUGGCUGCGGACUAACUGGAUUGAAAAGGGCAAUGCCCAGAGGAUUUUUAUUGAGCUUAAGUUCACAUUGAGGGAUUGUAAUAGUCUACCAGGUGUGCUGGGGACAUGCAAGGAAACUUUCAAUCUAUAUUACCAAGAGACCGACUCUGAUGUUGGCAGGAAUAUACAAGAGAGUCAGUAUGUAAAAAUAGAUACUAUUGCUGCAGAUGAAAGCUUUACCCAGGGAGACCUUGGGGAGCGGAAGAUGAAGCUCAAUACAGAAGUGCGUGAAAUUGGGCCUUUGUCUAGAAAAGGAUUUUACCUGGCUUUCCAGGAUGUAGGGGCCUGCAUUGCUCUGGUGUCUGUCAAAGUAUACUAUAAGAAGUGCUGGUCAAUUAUUGAGAAUUUAGCUGUUUUUCCAGACACAGUCACAGGAUCAGAAUUUUCCUCUUUGGUUGAAGUGAGAGGUACCUGUGUAAGUGACGCAGAAGAAGAGGCAGAAAAUUCUCCCAGAAUGCAUUGCAGCGCAGAAGGCGAAUGGUUGGUUCCAAUCGGGAAGUGCAUUUGUAAAGCAGGAUUUCAUCAAAAAGGAGAUGCUUGUGAGCCCUGUGGUCGUGGAUUCUAUAAAUCAUCUUCCCAAGAUCUACAGUGUUCUCGCUGUCCUGCCCAUAGUUUCACUGACAAAGAAGGCUCUUCUCUGUGUGACUGUGAAGAUGGAUAUUACAGAGCCCCUUCAGACCCACCAUCUGUGGCCUGCACAAGGCCCCCAUCAGCACCACAGAACCUGAUUUACAACAUCAACCAGACUACUGUGAGCCUGGAAUGGAGCCCCCCUGCAGACAACGGGGGCCGGAAUGAUGUCACCUACAGGAUUGUAUGCAGACGAUGCAGCUGGGAACAGGGUGAAUGUCUACCCUGUGGCAGUAAUGUUGGAUAUGUACCCCAGCAAUCUGGAUUAGUUGAUACAUAUGUCACCAUUAUGGACCUUUUGGCCCAUGCCAACUACACGUUUGAGGUGGAAGCUGUGAAUGGAGUCUCAGAACUCAGUCGCAACCAGAGACUCUUUGCUGCUGUCAGUAUUGCCACCAGUCAAGCAGCUCCCUCGCAGGUUAGUGAAGUUGUGAAGGAAAGAGUUCUGCAGCGAAGCAUUGAGCUUUCUUGGCAGGAGCCGGAGCAUCCCAAUGGGGUCAUCACCGAAUAUGAAAUCAAGUAUUAUGAAAAAGAUCAGAAGGAGCGCACAUAUUCAACUGUGAAGACUAAAACCACAUCAGCUGUGAUUAACAAUCUGAAGCCUGGAACAACAUACAUGUUUCAGAUCCGGGCUUUUACUGCUGCAGGCUAUGGCACAUAUGGUCCAAGAUUAGAAAUAAUAACACAGGAGGAAGCUACAGCCACAGCUGUCUCCAGUGAGCAGAACCCAGUCAUUAUCAUAGCAGUAGUAGCAGUGGCAGGCACGAUCAUCCUUGUCUUCAUGGUCUUUGGAUUCAUUAUUGGCAGAAGGCACUGUGGUUAUAGCAAAGCUGAUCAAGAAGGGGACGAAGAAUUAUAUUUUCAGUUUAAAUUCCCUGGCACCAAAACAUACAUUGACCCAGAAACUUAUGAGGAUCCGAACAGAGCUGUUCACCAGUUUGCCAAAGAGUUGGAUGCCUCCUGCAUUAAGAUUGAAAGAGUAAUUGGAGCAGGAGAGUUUGGAGAAGUGUGUAGUGGUCGACUAAAGCUACCAGGGAAAAGAGACAUGUCAGUAGCAAUCAAAACUCUGAAAGUUGGCUACACAGAGAAGCAAAGAAGAGAUUUUUUAUGUGAAGCAAGCAUCAUGGGCCAGUUUGAUCAUCCAAAUGUGGUUCAUUUAGAAGGUGUUGUUACCAGGGGGAAACCCGUUAUGAUUGUAAUAGAAUAUAUGGAAAAUGGGGCACUUGAUGCUUUUCUUAGGAAACAUGAUGGCCAGUUUACAGUUAUUCAGCUGGUGGGUAUGCUACGUGGCAUAGCAGCUGGCAUGAGAUACCUUUCGGACAUGGGAUAUGUACACAGGGAUUUAGCUGCACGAAAUAUACUGGUCAACAGCAAUCUGGUUUGCAAGGUUUCAGACUUUGGCUUGUCAAGAGUAAUAGAGGAUGAUCCUGAAGCAGUCUAUACAACUUCAGGUGGUAAAAUCCCUGUCAGAUGGACAGCUCCAGAAGCUAUACAGUACCGAAAGUUUACGUCUGCCAGUGAUGUGUGGAGUUAUGGAAUUGUGAUGUGGGAAGUCAUGUCGUAUGGAGAGAGACCUUACUGGGAUAUGUCUAAUCAAGAUGUAAUAAAAGCUAUCGAAGAAGGCUACCGUCUCCCUUCACCUAUGGAUUGUCCCUCCGGACUUCAUCAAUUAAUGCUGGACUGCUGGCAGAAAGAACGGGGUGAAAGACCAAAGUUUGAUCAAAUUGUUGGAAUUCUUGAUAAAAUGAUCCGCAACCCCAACACUUUAAAGACUCCCUUGGGCACUUGCAGUAGACCAAUUAGCCCACUCUUAGAUCAGAACACUCCAGAUUUCACUACUUUCCGCUCUGUGGGAGACUGGUUAGAAGCUAUCAAGAUGGAAAGAUACAAGGACAACUUCACCGCAGCAGGGUACAGCUCAUUGGAAUCAGUGGCCAGGAUGACUAUUGAAGACAUGAUGAGCUUAGGGAUCACAUUAGUUGGCCAUCAGAAGAAAAUAGUGAGCAGCAUACAGACUAUGAGGGCACAGAUGCUGCAUUUACAUGGCACUGGUGUCCAGGUGUGACAGACAGUGAGUCCUCCGGCAAAGGAAUAACUGACUCUAAAGAGCAGCAUUGGGACGUCAUGUCAUUUAGGCUAAUCUGCAAAAAAGUGUUGCUUCCUGCAUUGGACUUGUGAUUCGUGGAAUAAACACAGUCCUUUUUCCUCCGUGCCACCCUCUAGAAGCUGAAGGAACAACUUAACAUGGUGUCCAUUAACAGUGGCUGAGGGGAAUGAACAAAACACUACCUGAGGCAUAAAUGGAACAGUCAAACCUCUGAUGAACUCUACAUUUUGUAUUAUAGAGUGCAGAGAAAAUAACUGAAACCUAAUUCUUUUUCCCCCUUCUAUUUUUUUUAAAUUGCUAAAGCAUUAAUUUGGCACUGUUCUUGGGAAGAAUAGUGAAAAAACAAGUUGAACUGAAGCAUCAGAGGGUUUUCUUUGAAAUGGUAAUGAAAUCUGCAAUUUUAGUUCUUUUAUAUUACCUCUACUGUUUAAGACAGAUGAAGUCUUGGCAAAGAUUAGGUCUUCCCCUGUCAGAGUACAGGGCACAAGGUCUCCUGAAGGCAGAACAUUCAGAAGGGACCCAGUGGUUUGGUCAUUUCAUUGUUUAAAGUGGCCAAAAGAAUUAGUAAUUGUUACUAAUCUGUGGUGAAGCAGGGUUAUCAUAUUACCUUUCAAAGAUGCAGAAAAAAAAAUGACUUUAGAAUUCUGGAUAUGCUCCAUCCUGUCAAUCAGAGUGCAUAGUCUGGGAUGCAUAUAUUGAACUUGUGUGUAAUGUUUACUGCUUGCAAUAUUUUAUUUAAUGAAAUGAUUAAUCAAAAGAUAUUUUUAGGCUCUAAACUUUAUAUCCUGGAAAUUUCUACUAAAUAAAUAAGAAUGAGAAAAUAAACAUCAAAAAAGAAAUCUCUACAGAUAGCACUCUGUAAGCGUCGUAAUUAAGGAUUUUAUUCAUGCUUGGAUAUUGGGUCCAUUAGGAUUAAAGGUAGCAUAUAUCCUUUGCAAAAUUGCCAUAAUAUGUUUUACUUGGUAGUUUAAGUCAAAACCUUUUCUAUGGAAGAUAAAUUAACUCGAACAAAAACACAGAGCAAUAAUUACUCCUGAUGGGACGUGUUCGAAAAAGUUAAGGUGCUACAUGUUAUUAUGAGAUGCUUUAGUGUUGUAAUAGUACUUUGGAAAACAUCAGUCACUGACAAGGUGAAAAAUGUGGGUGAAGAAACAAAAGCAGCAGGUGGCCAUGAUGCCAUUAGUGUUUCAUUCUAUUCAUAUUUAUCAGGUGCUUUCUACGACAGAGCAUAUCUAUUAAGAUUAUAGUGUGCUUCUUGAUUUUUGUUAUUACUCUAAUUACAUUUGUAUAAUUGGGGCUCUGUAAUAAAAUACAGGCUUGGCAAACAUAGGUGGUUUCCUGAUCAACUAGUGCCAUUUGUUUUCUAUAAAGAAUGUGUUAAGAAAUGUCCCAAGUGGCAUUUAGUUAUAGGCAGUUUGCAAAUGCAUGUUACCUCGUGAUGGAAAUUAAAGUUUCCAGCUCACUAUUAGGUUUAAGAGUUUGCUAUUGCUAUUUUUUCAUACAGUAGAUUUAUCCAAUUUUACAAGAAAUACCCACUAAUGUGUUGAUUAAUUUUCAUCUAUGGCCAAUAUAACUCUGAAGCACUUUCAUAUCAGCUAGCUAAAAACCUAGUCCUUGGUGUCUUAUACAUAAACAAGUACUCUGUAUUGUAUCUUUUCAGAUAAUGCUUGUUUUCUCCUCAGAUAGUUAUAAUUAAGCAGUUCAGAAUUUAAGUACAAUCACAGAUGCUCCAGUUAGUUACCCAGAAGAUCAGUCUUCCUUUUUGUUCCACUUAAAAAAUUCAUUUGUAGCUUUAAUAAAUUCUGGAUUUAUCAUUUCAUGCUGGAAUAACAUACAGAAUAUAUAACAUUAAAAUAAGCACAUAUGAAAACUAGGGAUGUGAAAUGUAUUGAAGUGCAGACCGCUAUAUGUAGUGUGGCUGAUAAUUCCAAAGACUUUAGCACUAUUGAUUGUGUCAGAAAGAUCCUAGGGAUCAGAAGAAAAUUUGUAUAUGUUCCUGUGCAAAACUUGUACAUUUUCUUUAUACUAUCAUUUUUCUACACGCAUUUCUCUGUAGUGAGUUCUGAAUACAUUGAAAAUGCACUAUAUUUUUCUAUCUCACUUGCAGAAGUCUAUCCGCACUCAUGUAUUUUCAGUUGUAAAUAGUUAUUCUCAUUUAGGACCAAAGAUGGCUGUAGGAUACUUGGUUUCAUUUAUUUUUUUUAUACACUAUGCUGUACAGUGUUCUGUUUUUGUCAAUGUGUUAUUUAUUUGUGUUGGAUUAGAAAAUCAAAUUAAAAGUCAAUGGCCAAGACUAUAUAAACUUUUUUUUUUUUUUUUUGCCACAGAAUCCUGUAAAAUCAUUUCUUGUUCCAUUGACAUUUUGCUUUGUAAACUUUGUAAUAGACUGUAAAUGUAUUUUUGGAAAUAUAAUACAACAUCUACAGAAA